Aspergillus glaucus CBS 516.65 is the source of this 1226-nucleotide messenger RNA. RefSeq names its product homocysteine S-methyltransferase family protein. The transcript has a single exon. The record is from RefSeq and is a predicted model, not a curated record. Gene Ontology annotation, molecular function: S-adenosylmethionine-homocysteine S-methyltransferase activity. Gene Ontology annotation, biological process: S-methylmethionine cycle. NCBI's taxonomy places the organism in Eukaryota, Fungi, Ascomycota, Eurotiomycetes, Eurotiales, Aspergillaceae. The coding region runs from base 107 to 1153 and encodes 348 amino acids.
CCUAGUGGAGACUGAUAAGAGUUGUUGAUAAGAUGAGGGGCAACGUCCACCUCCUCUGUCCGUUUACUCCGUUCAUAGCGAUAAUUGCGAUAAUUGAUCAAUCGAAAUGCUUCCAAUCCUCCUCCUCGACGGAGGCCUAGGGACAACCCUCGGAUCCUCUCCUCAUAGCAUCACAUUCACCUCCUCAACACCCCUCUGGUCCUCGCAUCUCCUCCUCUCUGCCCCCCCGACUUUAACCGCCGUGCACCGCUCCUUCCUGACCGCAGGAACCGACAUCCUCCUCACAGCAACCUACCAAACCAGCUUCGAAGGCUUCACGCGUACGGAUCCGAAAUUUACGCGCGAUGAUGCGGCGCGGUAUAUGCGCUCUGCGAUCCCGCUCGCGCGCGACGCGUUCGCGGCACUUCCUGACAAGCCGGCUCGUCUUGCGUUAUCGCUAGGUCCGUAUGGGGCGACUAUGUCGCCUGUCGCAGCGGAGUAUUCGGGUCUGUAUCCAGAGGAGAUUGAUAGUGAGAAUGCGUUGAGGAAAUGGCACGGGGAGCGGUUGAGGGUGUUUGCGGAGGACGACGUGGCGUGGGAUGGGGUCGAGUAUGUGGCGUUCGAAACGGUUAGGAGGGCUGAUGAGGCCAAAGCGAUACGGGGAACUGUUCAAGACACACUCCGAGGGGCCAAGGGACGAAAGCCGUGGUGGAUUUGCGGCGUGUUUCCGACAGAGGAGGUCGACGAGGAUGAUGUCCGACGAUGGGUGCGUGCUGCGCUGGGUGACUCUGGCUCCCUACCUCGUCCGUGGGGUAUCGGGGUGAAUUGCACCCGUGUUGGGAAUCUGGGUUCUAUUGUCGAUAUCAUGCUGGAUGAACUACGGAAGUUGAUCGAGCAGGGCCAGUUUGUGGAUGAAUGGCAGACGACAUCUGGACGGCCGUGGUUGGUGCUGUAUCCUGACGGAACUCAAGGAGAGGAGUAUGACCCAGCUACGAAGGAAUGGGUGCAGAAGAGGACGGAAGAGAAUGGACGGCCAUGGGACGAGGUUUAUUGGGAUGCUAUGAAGAAGGUUAAGCCAGGGGACUGGGAGGGAGCUAUUCUGGGAGGUUGUUGUCGGGCUGGACCAGAGCAUAUUGCGGCAUUGCGGCGGAGGGUAGAUCAGACUGCUAAGUAACGAAGCAACUAAUACUAGACAAAGGGAAUUAUAGUGAGGAUAUUUUUCUUGUGAUGCCUAACCUGCGGUAAAG